Molecule: messenger RNA, 1867 nt
Organism: Betta splendens (Siamese fighting fish)
Lineage: Eukaryota; Metazoa; Chordata; Actinopteri; Anabantiformes; Osphronemidae
Gene: slc25a33
Product: solute carrier family 25 member 33
Exons: 7
Coding region: 138-1079 (313 amino acids)
Biological process (GO): pyrimidine nucleotide import into mitochondrion
Cellular component (GO): mitochondrion
Molecular function (GO): pyrimidine nucleotide transmembrane transporter activity
Source: RefSeq, a predicted model, not a curated record
GGUCACCCCGAAGCUCCGCCCGCACUGACUGCUCCGAGCCGGUGCGGAGAGGAUUAGCCGUACAGAGCGACUCAAAAAAAUCGUGCCUCUCUUCUUUUAAUAUACCAAGAAUAUGGUGGCUGUUUGAAGAAGGAGCAAUGGCGCAGAAGGACACGCUGCUGCAUCUCUUCGCCGGAGGCUGUAGUGGUACCGUGGGUGCCAUCGUGACCUGCCCCCUGGAGGUGUUGAAGACACGGUUGCAGUCCUCUGGCCUCUCUCUCCGGCCCGUCUUUCAGGUCCAGCUGGGGACCUUGAGUGGUGCUGGAGUGAUCCGACCGGGAACUGUUACCCCUGGGCUGCUGCAGGUCCUAAGAUCAAUUCUUGAAAAAGAGGGACCAAGGUCGCUUUUCCGUGGCCUCGGACCAAACCUUGUUGGUGUGGCCCCUUCAAGAGCCAUAUACUUUGCUGCAUAUUCAAAGUCGAAAGAGAUGUUCAAUGGGCUGCUCGUCCCUAACAGUGGGGUGGUACACAUGUCCUCUGCUGGUUUUGCAGCUUUCAUUACCAAUUCUCUGAUGAACCCCGUCUGGAUGGUCAAGACAAGGAUGCAGCUGGAGAAGAAAGCCAGAGGAGAGAAGAAGAUGAAUGCACUACAAUGCGCCCGCUAUGUUUACAGAACGGAAGGAGUCCGGGGUUUCUACAGAGGCCUGACUGCAUCUUACGCCGGCAUCUCUGAGACCAUGAUCUGCUUCCUCAUCUACGAGACACUAAAGAAACAGCUUGCCAAGAGCCAGUUUGCCUCACCGAACGGCGAGAAGGAGAAAGGGGCAUCCGACUUCCUGAGACUGAUGCUGGCAGCUGCUUUUUCAAAGGGCUGUGCAUCCUGCAUAGCCUAUCCACACGAGGUCAUUCGCACAAGGCUCCGUGAGGAAGGUAGCAAGUACAAGUACUUCUUCCAGACAGGGAGGUUAAUAGCGCUGGAGGAAGGCUAUGCAGCUUUUUACAGAGGACUCAUUCCACAGCUGAUUAGACAAAUCCCCAACACGGCCAUCGUCCUCUCUACAUAUGAACUCAUUGUACAUCUGCUCGGAGACAGCAAAUAAAGACGUGUUUGAAUGUUUGGGUUUCCCUGACGCAUAACUAAUGCCAGGCAAAACCCAAGACUCACUGGGGGACUUUUAAGAAAAGCAGCACAUACAUUUUUGAUGUGAUGUUAUAAAGACUUUUAUGGUGGAACUGAAGCAGGUUUUUCUGUUGUCCAAAGAGGUAAAUACAUUAUUUUAUUAAAAUCUUGUUAAGAGUUUUGGUACAUACUAAACUCUGAACAUGUGCAAAAGGUCAUCGUUUUUAGAGGACUAGUGUUAAGUUAACUAAUUUAUUUUGUCUUGUUAUUUUAUGACAGUAUUUGUUCCCCCUGUCAGUGGUAAACGUACCAACACAAGUGACUGAAGGUUGGUCUACUUAUUCAAAGAAGGGAAGCUGAAUCAGACGGCCUCUUUGCAUAGUCACGACCACACUGAUCAUUUUUGAAAUUUCUGUUUUACUGUACUGGUUCCGAAGUUUGACGUACAGACAUUUUUUCAUUAAUAUAUAAAGAUUUGCCUGAAUGUCUUCGUUCUAUCAAUAAGGUAACAUUUUUCAGUGGGAACUCAGGUGCUUAUUUGACCAGUGGCUCAAUAAAAUGCAUCACAAAAGUAAAUCAGCUAAUGGAUGAUGCUAUAAGAGAUUUAUGCUUAUAGAGCAGUCAGUAGCAUCACAAUAUGCCUGAAAAGAAUAUUAUUUCAACCUUUUAGUAUCUUUAAGUACCAUUUCCUGUUUCACUAGUCUGGUCUGCAAGCAAGUCAUUUGUUGUGUUUAUGAAUAAUGCCUAUAAAACUAUUUACCCUCUUGA